This is a messenger RNA of Botrytis byssoidea, 1362 nucleotides long. RefSeq lists its product as uncharacterized. The coding region runs from base 1 to 1362 and encodes 453 amino acids. Gene Ontology annotation, molecular function: triacylglycerol lipase activity. The transcript has a single exon. The record is from RefSeq and is a predicted model, not a curated record. Gene Ontology annotation, biological process: lipid catabolic process. NCBI's taxonomy places the organism in Eukaryota, Fungi, Ascomycota, Leotiomycetes, Helotiales, Sclerotiniaceae.
AUGAGGUUCAUUUUCGCGACUGUUUGGUACAUUUUCCUUUGGGUUACCACCACAUUUGCAGUCCCGACCAGUGAUCAACUUUUGCAAAAUGCACUCCCAAUACCUCCCACAGAUGAUCCCUUUUAUGUCCCACCAACAGGACUUGAAGAUUCUCAACCAGGCACGAUCUUACGCAGCAGAUCAAUAGACGACCUUUCAAUUGGAGGUGUCAUGCCAUUCCAAGUCAAGGGCGCACAUCAACUUCUCUAUAGAACGACUGAUAGCUUGGGUGAUGCAUCAGCAGCAGUCACAACAAUCAUUGUGCCAAAGAAUGCGAACUCAUCGAGGUUACUAUCCUACCAAAUGGCGACAGACGCUGCGUGGCCAAAUUGUGCACCAUCUUAUAUAUUACAGUUGGGAUCAAGUUUAAAAAAUGGGGGCUCUGGUGCGGCUGAGACCUUGCUGGUCAUUGCUGCUCUCAAUCAAGGGUGGAUAGUCAAUCUUCCCGAUUACGAGGGCCUUCAAUCAGCCUUCACUUCCGGUAUACAAGCUGGUCAAGCGACUCUUGAUUCUGUUCGUGCGGCUCUGUCAUCUGGGGAUUUGACUAGCAUUUCAUCUCAAGCCGAGUAUCAAAUGUGGGGCUACUCUGGCGGAUCUCUGGCUUCUGAAUGGGCAGCAGAACUUCAACCUUCCUACGCACCAGAGCUUAACUUUAAGGGAACUGCUUUGGGUGGUCUUGUACCGAACAUUACAUCUGUGAUGCUCUCCUCUAACAAAGGUCUCUUCACUGGUUUAAUUCCCGCUGGAGUUAUCGGUCUGACCAAUGGUUACCCAGAAUUGAAAGAAUAUCUUCUUAAAAACCUUGUUCCAUCAACAGCUUCCAAAUUUUACAAAGCAUCAACUCAAUGUUUAGGUGUCAACAUCGCAAGCUUCCUUGGACAAGACAUAGGUGUAUAUCUUGAUAAUGGACUAUCAACCCUAUUUACCAAUGUUGCAAAGGAUGUCCUGGCCAUCACCGGACAAAUGGGUAUAUAUGGGACCCCAAAUAUGCCGAUAUUUCUCUAUAAGGCGAUCGGUGAUGAGGUUUCGAAAGUCGAGGAUACAGAUACUGUUGUCAGCAAGCUUUGCUCUCAAGGAGCUAAUAUCAAAUAUGCUCGUGAUAUGUUUGGGGGGCAUGCUACUGAAGCGAUUACUGGUGCGGGCGAUGCGUUUACGUUUCUAAUCGACAGGUUUAAUGGCGUUCCUAUCGCAUCUGGAUGCACGAUAAAUAAUGUCUGGACGAUAACUUUUAAUCCUAGGGCUAUCACCGCACUGGGACCUACGAUUGCCGCUGCAUUGUUAGCGUUACUGCAAGUCCCUGUUGGCCCUUCGGAUAUGUUUUAA